Messenger RNA from Nelumbo nucifera (sacred lotus), 966 nucleotides. RefSeq names its product protein METHYLENE BLUE SENSITIVITY 1-like. Lineage: Eukaryota; Viridiplantae; Streptophyta; Magnoliopsida; Proteales; Nelumbonaceae. The record is from RefSeq and is a predicted model, not a curated record.
CCAAUCUCUCGGUGUCCCCCUUUAUCGGCGCACUGCUGCUAUCAAUUAAUCAGAGCUUAGCGCCGCAGGGCGGAGGAUGAGGUGAUCGCCUAUCCGGCUGCGUCCGACUUCCGAUGUCGGAGAUAGACGAUUUUAUUGCUGCUCCGAACUUCUAUUUAUCUCUCCUCUGAGUUUCAGUCAUUUGUUCUUGUUUUUCUUUUCCGAUUUUUAGGUUUUCUUUUUAACAGAUUAUUGGUCGCGUGAUCGACGGAUAGGUGAAACAGGGUUUUCGGGUGAUUUGUCGUUGAUCAUCAAGCGGAAAGAAAACCAGCCAUGACUGGAAAGGCAAAGCCUAAGAAGCACACGGCCAAGGAGAUCGCCGCCAAGGUCGAUGCUGCUACCACUAACAGAGGAGGAGGCAAGGCAGGGCUCGCCGACCGUUCCGGCCUCGACAAGGGUGGCCACGCCAAGUUCGAAUGCCCUCACUGUAAGAUCACUGCUCCUGAUGUCAAAUCUAUGCAGAUACACCACGAUGCUAAACACCCUAAGAUCCCCUUCGACGAGGCCAAGGUCGUCAACUUGCACGCCAGCCAUUCCGUCGACCCAGCUAAGCCACGUCCUGGUGUCCGUGGAAGUUUUAAGAAGUAGAGGGAUGCCUCUUGUUCCUUUUGGUUCAUCUCUUCCCUUCUUUUAUUUUCUUUCUACAAAGUAUAUUAGUAGGAGUCUUGGGAAUGUUAGAACCCAUUACUACCCUUCUUACUUCUUCUGGUGAGGCCAUAAAUCUAAGGUGGGGAGGGUUUACAAAGAUUCCUUCUAAAGAUCCAAGGAGGUAACUCUUUUAAUGUCUAUAAGUUGGUUGCUUCUGUUUCAUGAAUCGAACAUAUGUUACAUAUCUAUCCUUUUGUUGUAAACUGCUCAAUUGAUGCCCUAAUAUUUGUGAAUCAGUGUGGUUAUGCAUUCUCAAUAGAUGUCCUAUUUCUUGGUAAA